This is a messenger RNA of Adineta steineri, 1410 nucleotides long. NCBI's taxonomy places the organism in Eukaryota, Metazoa, Rotifera, Eurotatoria, Adinetida, Adinetidae. The record is from the annotation of a GenBank genome assembly.
AUGGCAUCAAGCACUACAACACCUAUAUUUCCAGCAAUAGCACAAUCUUGUUAUGGCAAUGCUUGUCCUCGUUGUGGAAAAUGCACUGAUUGGUAUUAUGAUGGGAAUAUCAAGGAUGAUAUGGAGCGUUGCGAGCGUGGCGAAUCUAAAGACAUCAAUGAUGAGAAGCGUUGGCAUCGUCGUCCUAAUGGAGCAUGUCGUCAUAGUCAUCCUUAUUAUAAUCGUUUUGAUGCUGUCGCCUAUCCACGCAAAAUUUUUCGAUACGAUCCAAAGGAAGCAGGUGCUUUUGAAGGAGAUAUUAUUCUUCCACCAAGCACUCGUGGUGUUGGAGAGGCAGCUCAAGAAGCAAGAUGGACAAAUGGUAUUGUACCUUAUGUGAUUAAAUCCGGUGAUUUCAAUGCAGAACAAGAAGCAGUUAUUGUAAAAUCAAUGAGACGACUCGAACAAUCAGUCGCAAUCAAUAACAAGCUCUGCAUUCAAUUCAGACUAAAAGUAUCUACCGAUAAACAUUUUACCACCAUUAAAACAGGUGCUGGAUGUACAAGUAGUGUGGGACAAAACUGGUAUAGCACCAAAGAACUUACCUUAGGCAAUGGUUGCAUUCAUGAAGGAACGAUUAUGCAUGAACUAUUACAUACUUUAGGAUUCUGGCAUGAACAGUCUCGUCCUGAUCGUGAUAACUAUGUGACAGUUCAAUAUGCAAAUGUUCUACCUGGAUUGGAACAUGCUUUCAAUAAAUAUACAACAUCUGUUGACACACUUGGAACACCUUAUGAUUAUGAAAGUCUGAUGCAUUACGGCAGUCAUGAUUUCAGUUCCAACGGAAAACCAACAAUAGUACCAAAAAACUCAACAGCUAAAAUUGGUCAAGGACAUAGUUUAAGUCGCAUUGACAUAUUGGAAGUCCAACUCUACUAUCAGUGUAUUGGUCCCGUUUCUGGGCGUCUGAUUCCACUAUAUCGUUAUACUCGAGGAUAUUAUGAUCAUUUGUAUACAACAAAUGGUCAAGAAAUAGGCACAACUACUCAGGGAGCCAUUGGUCGCUAUGGGUACAAGUACCAAGGCGUUGUAGGCCAAAUCUACGAUUCGACCGGUCCUCAGCCAUCAUUUACACUGCCAUUUUAUCGAUAUCUAAAUAUUCUCAAUGGUCAGCAUUUGUAUACGAGUAACUGGCGAGAAAUUGGUACAAACAGAACUGGUGUUGUUAUCAAAAAUUGGAUGUACGAGGAAAAUGUCGGAUAUCUUUAUCCAAUGAGCCAACCAAAUACAUAUCCGCUUUAUCACUAUUAUCAUGUUAAUCAGAGUGCACAUUUCUAUACAACAAGUAUUCAGGAAAUAGGCACAACAACGCCUGGUGCAAUUGGGAAAGUCGGGUAUCAAUAUGAAGGCAUCGCCGGUUAUAUUCUUUAG